This is a messenger RNA of Zasmidium cellare ATCC 36951, 1032 nucleotides long. RefSeq lists its product as uncharacterized. The transcript has a single exon. The record is from RefSeq and is a predicted model, not a curated record. The coding region runs from base 1 to 1032 and encodes 343 amino acids. Gene Ontology annotation, biological process: response to oxidative stress. NCBI's taxonomy places the organism in Eukaryota, Fungi, Ascomycota, Dothideomycetes, Mycosphaerellales, Mycosphaerellaceae. Gene Ontology annotation, cellular component: nucleus.
AUGUCGACCGACACGGCCCACCGCAAAGACUCGGACGCCCGUCCUCCCCUCCAGCCCCCUCAACCGCACCACCAGAACCCGCUCAUGUCCACUCUCUCCUACUUCACCGACCCUGUCUCAUACACCGUCAAGGGCCUCGUGCGCAGGCUGUCCGAAGACGAAGCUCCCACCCCGCUGGCACGAGCACUGAGUGCGAACUACAACGGCUCCAUGACGGACCCUACGCUGGGUCUCUACCACCCGCCACAGGCUCCCAAGCGGAGGAAAUCGCCUUUCCAGCCUCCGCCGCUGACUCCGCUGACGUUGACGGGCUACAAGCAAGGCACGGCGGGGAGAGCAAAGUUGUUGAGAAAAGCAGUGGCGGAAGAGAUCAGGUUACUGCUCCCUCCGCGGCUGCAGCUGAUGGAUAAUUGGAAACUCGUGUAUUCGGUUGAGCAGAACGGCAGUACCUUGUCAACGCUAUAUGGUCUCUGUGACCAGUACAGAGGGAAGCGAGGCGGCUUCGUGGUAGUCGUUCGCGACUCAACAGGUGGUACAUUCGGCGCAUACCUGUCUGAAGCCCCCAAACCGCAACCACACUACUUUGGCAAUGGGGAGUGCUUCCUCUGGCGUGCCCUUGUCCUGCCCGCGAUCCCAGACCUCCUCGACCUCCCCCCACCGCCCAGCGCAGACACCACCCACGCGCAGCGAAUGACCACAAUUGGCAUCGCGAGAAACGGCUCUUCAGCAUCCCUUGCGUCCUUGAACGUCCCCAACGCCAACGGCACCAACGGCCACGCAGCUGGCACAGAAACUCCAGAAAGAAUACGCUUCAAAGCGUUCCCAUACACCGGCGAGAACGACUUCCAAGUCUACUGUCAACAAGACUACCUAUCAGUUGGCGGCGGAGACGGCCACUACGGGCUAUGGCUGGACCAGAGCCUGAGCAAUGGUGUUAGCGAUACUUGCCCCACAUUCGGCAACGAGCAGCUCAGCGACGAAGGCUCCAAGUUCGAGGUCAUGGGGGUGGAGGUGUGGUAUGCGGGGUCGUGA